UCCUCGUUAAAUAACGAAAACCUGAUGGUAGCGUCAAUAUUCUGCCUCCUCUUUAUACACGCAAAUGCUAGCUCUCUGGAAAAUUGAAUGCGUGCCCUGGUGAAUUUUCAGUGAUUAAUUCGAAGUCUGUUUCUAUAACGAGAUUUGUGUUGGGGAUUUGCAAUAACCAGUCGAAAGGUUCACGGGAAAUACUUAUCAACAUGGGCACUAAAACUGUUGGGAGGAAAGGGCGUGAGGGAGACAAAAAGAAAAAUGAAGUCCAUUCCUCCAAGGAUAUGACUCCCUGUGCAAAUUCAUCAGCUGUGAGUAUAGGGGAAGGUUUGACUUUGAGUAAUGAGCAUGAGGAAAAGAACACUAAGAGGCACAAGGCUAAUGGUUAUGAUUUUGAGCUAAGUGCUACUGAAACUGAGGAUGUUAGCCUAGGGGGUGACAUAGAUCUAAGUAAUCAUGAGAUAGAGAAGAAUAGGAAGAAGAAGAAGAAAAGGAAGUUAGAGCAGAUUAAUGCUGAAUCUUAUGUAGUAUCUCAGACAGUUAGGAAGCCAAAUAAGGCAGGUGAUACUGGUGGGGAAGUUAGUGAAAGUAAAGAGGAUUUGAAGGAGGCCUUUACUGGAGUAGGGGAGAAGAUGAGCCUGCAAAAGGAUGCCAAAAUAGAUCUGGAGAGCAAUUAUGAGUCUGGAGUACUAAAAGAUAGGAAAAAUAAGCACAAGAAGAAAAAGAGCAAAGAUAAAAAUGAAAAUGGAAGUGAUCACUUGGAUGAAAUUAUCACGGAUUAUGUUGAGUCUCCAAGGAAGGAGAGGAAGAAAAAGCAGCAGCAGCAGCAUCAUAAUGUUGAUUUGGAGGCUAAGUCACCAAAAGUCAUGGCUGAGACACCUGGUAAUGAAAGUAAUGCAAUUGAGGAAAAUGGCGGUAACAUUGAUUCAGCUGAAGAUGAAAACCUAGAUGCUCAUGCUCUUUAUGCAGAGGAUGGAAGAAAAGAUGAAAAGAAGAGAAAAAAGCGGAAGAGGGAGAAGGAUGUUAGGGAUACUGGGGUAAUGAUUGAUGAAAGUGAUCGAAAAGAUGUUGGAAAUGAAAGUGAAUUGGAUGGAAAUAUCAUGAAAAAUGUUGAACCUUCAAGGAAGGAGAGUAAGAAAAAGAAAAAGCAUAAUGUUUAUUUGGAAGCUGCAUCUCGGGAAAGAAUGGAUGGGAAAUUAGGUAACCAAAACAAUCAAAUGGGAGAAAAUGAAGGUAAUGAAUAUUCAAUUGAAAAUAAGGCAGGAGGUGGAAAAAUAGAAGGCCAUAAUGUUAAGAAAGUCAAGAAGAAGAAGGUCAAGUCAGUUGAAAAUGGUUUAGAGGGAAAGGGUAGUGAAAGAGAACUGAGAAUCAGCAAAGGUGUUGAGGCUACUAAUCCAUCAGAAAGGUCUACACCAAAAGGGACAUCUAAGAGAGUAAGUUUUUCUGAACAGGUGGAGGUUUUCCCUUUAUCUGAUGGUCCAAGUGGGGAGACUGUUCAGAAAGAGAAAUUGGUGCAGGGGAAGCGAUUCUCACGUGAGGAAGAUGAGAUGGUUAAAGAAGCCGUUUUGAACUACAUUAGUGCUCAUGGAUUGGGUGAAGAAGGCCUGAAGAUGGUUCUCAACUGUAAAAAGUACCCUGAACUUAAAAAUUGUUGGAAGGAAAUAGGGGCAGCCUUACCUUGGAGGCCUUUUGUUAGUGUCUAUUAUCGUGCCCAUAUCUUGUUUGAAAGGGAUAAAAAACGUUCUUGGACUGCAGAAGAGUGUGAACUUGUGCUUAAGUUUCAUGAGAAAUAUGGAUCAGAUUGGAAAACUUUGGCUGAAGCACUUGGCAAACAUAGGAUUCAUGUCAAGGAUACAUGGCGUAGAAUAAAAGUUGCUAAUAGGAAAAGGGGACGAUGGUCCCAAGAGGAGUACCAGACUUUAUUUGAUUUAGUGAACAUGGAUUUGCGUAUGAAAGCUCGUGAGGAAACGAGAUCAUCCAAACAUGGUAUGUUGAGAGAUAAUAUCUGUUGGACAGCUAUCAGUGACAAGCUGGGGACCAGAACUACUCCUAUGUGCUGCAUGAAAUGGUAUCACCAAUUAACUUCACCUAUGGUAGCUGAAGGUGAAUGGCUUGAUGUAGAUGACUACCAACUUGUGAUUGCGCUCUAUGACUUGGACGCUUGCUGCAUGGAAGAUGUGGACUGGGAUAAUCUUCUGGAGCAUAGAUCUGGUGAUGUGUGCCGAAAGAGAUGGAACCAAAUGGUCAAACACCUUGGUGAGCACGGGAAUAAGUCAUUUGCUGAACAGGUUGAAGUUCUUGUGGAGCGUUACUGCCCAGAUGUGCUUGAAGCAAGAGAGGCCUAUAACAGCAAACCUGUAAUUCGUUGAGUUUAUGGUCCUAUCACAUGAUUGUGUUUUCUGGGCUCUUUUGCAAUCUUCUGAAGGCUAAAGCUGUUGCAAUCUACAUAUCUACCUGGAGUUUGGAACAGUGGGUUGUUAUGUACUGAUAUAAAGUUUUUAUGGCCCUAUCUUUUGUUCGGGACUGAUAUUAUACUGAUUAUAAGAAUUUCAUGUAGGGAAAUAAAAUUCAUUGCACAAGCUCAGAAAUCUUUUAGGAUUCGUUUCCUUAAUUAAUUGUUUUAAAUUAUUACCGGGGCCAAGAUGAAGAUAGUGCGAGAGGCAAGCACCCUACAUUAUUGGGAUAAAACAGUUUGUAUAAUAUUAUUUGAUAUUAAUGAACUGUUUCUAUCUGGACACUUCCUUUAUUAUUAUUGGUAGAACUCUAUUUUUUGUUGUUA
Molecule: messenger RNA, 2770 nt
Organism: Hevea brasiliensis (rubber tree)
Lineage: Eukaryota; Viridiplantae; Streptophyta; Magnoliopsida; Malpighiales; Euphorbiaceae
Exons: 2
Coding region: 201-2360 (719 amino acids)
Source: RefSeq, a predicted model, not a curated record